This is a messenger RNA of Fundulus heteroclitus (mummichog), 951 nucleotides long. Its product is annotated as G-protein coupled receptor 183. The coding region runs from base 1 to 951 and encodes 316 amino acids. The record is from RefSeq and is a predicted model, not a curated record. Gene Ontology annotation, cellular component: membrane. Gene Ontology annotation, molecular function: G protein-coupled receptor activity. Lineage: Eukaryota; Metazoa; Chordata; Actinopteri; Cyprinodontiformes; Fundulidae. The transcript has a single exon. Gene Ontology annotation, biological process: phospholipase C-activating G protein-coupled receptor signaling pathway; positive regulation of Rho protein signal transduction.
AUGGACAUCUCGCCUCUUAACUCUACCUCUGUUCCCGCACAACUCUCCCUCAACACCACAGCUUAUGUCAACACCACUUUCAGCGUCUUUGACGGCUGCGAGAUGUACAUCGAGGCAAUUCUCUUUGACCUUACCUUACAGUGCAUGAAUGUGAUCGUGGGAAUACCUGCCAACUUGCUCGUCAUUGCCAUUCUUAUCCACAAUCGCAAAGAUCCGUCCACCUCCGACCUGUUCCUGGGCUGCUUGGCCUUCAUGGAUGCCUACUUUGGCACCAUAACACCCCUCAGUUUCUUAAACCUUUACGUGUGGCACAGCAAAGAGGUGUGGUCAGCCAUUAAGUUCUCCUUCGGCGUGAAAGACACCAGCGGCCCGCUGUUUCUCUCCUGCAUCUGCCUGGAUCGGUUUGUGGCGGUGCUCUUUCCGAUGACGUUUGGCCAGCUGAAGCACAUCAAGUACAGGCUGAGUCUCACACUGCUGGUGAUCUGCCUCACCUUCGCCUACUCCACAGCCAAGAUGGUGGGCGGUCUCCCCAACUUCGAGAAAAUAUUCACCGCCGAGGUCCUUGCAGCUUUUGCCUGGAUGGUGGUGUGUAAUGCAAGCAUCUUAUUUGUCCUGAAGAAAUCGCGUGGUGCCGGUAAAGAUGACAUCCACCCCAUGAAGAAGAAGGCCUUCAAGAUGGUGCUCUCCAUCCUCUGUAUCAUUGUGUUCAACUAUUUGCCCCUCGUUGCGCUGUUCCCAUUCGAAGACCAUUACACCCCUGACGUGUUUCGUUGCUAUGUGCAACCUGUGGGCUUUGGUUUUCUGAACAUCAGCAGCACUAUCCAACCACUCGUCUACUUGUCGCGUCUGGAGAAGGUUCCUUUCCUCCCAGAUGCGUGUGUUAAGAAGUUUACUUCCUGUAUCGCCACAGAAAAAAGUGAAAACGUCUCUGCAAAAGAGCCUUCUGCAUAG